Messenger RNA from Lemur catta (Ring-tailed lemur), 3665 nucleotides. RefSeq names its product tRNA methyltransferase 1 like (gene TRMT1L). The record is from RefSeq and is a predicted model, not a curated record. The transcript is spliced from 16 exons. Gene Ontology annotation, biological process: tRNA N2-guanine methylation. Gene Ontology annotation, molecular function: RNA binding. Bases 297 to 2642 code for a protein of 781 amino acids. Gene Ontology annotation, cellular component: nucleus. NCBI's taxonomy places the organism in Eukaryota, Metazoa, Chordata, Mammalia, Primates, Lemuridae.
CUUACCCCAUUGGACGCCGUCCCCAGUGCGCUUCUGCGCAGUCUGUGGUGGCGUCGUAAUGCCUCGGGGAAAGGGAAGCGGACGGGGACCUGGAAUCGCUGCCUCUGGCUUCCUAUUUUUUUACUAGCAGGAUUUGGUCACUGGUUCUUCACCUUUUGUCUGUUGCACGCGUCCCGCCCUCCCCAUUUGUCUUCCUAGUCCUUGGAUCCAGCCCAGUGGGCGUUCACGUCAGUUCUCUCACGCCGCCGUGAGCCCCCUGUUGGUCCCCGGGCGGGCCUGGCACGGAGGCGGUAACUAUGGAGAAUAUGGCGGAGGAGGCACUGCUAUCCCCGGAGAAGGAGGAGGUGGAGGUGGCCCAGGUCCAGGUCCCGACCCCGGCCCCGGACUCGGCUCGGGUCCCAGCUCCGGCCCCGGAUUCGGCUCUGGACUCGGCUCCGACUCCGGCCUCGGCUCCAGCCCCUGCCCCUGCCCCGGCCCCGGCUCCGGCCUUGUCCCCGUCCCUAGCGUCUGCCCCCGAGGAGGCUGAAAGCAAUGGUCUAGUCAGUCCUUUGAAGCCAGUCAUAACUAGGCAAGAUGAAGAUGUCCAGUCUGAAAUAGAAUUGAAAAUUGAGGAAAAAGUAACAGAAGUUGUAAAAGACCCUCCUAACAUCUUGGACUCAUCUGAUUUAACAAGAGAGAGACACUUCUCAAUUCAAAGGCAGCUCGCUGAUCUAGAGAAAUUAGCUUUUGUAACUGAAGGGGAUUUUGACUCUGCCAAUUCAUUGAGCUCAGAUAAUCUUGAUGCAGGAAAUAAGCAGGCUUGUCCUUUGUGCCCUAAGGAAAAAUUCAGAGCUUGUCAUAGCCAUAAGCUUCGUCGUCACCUUCAGAAUUUACACUGGAAAGUCUCAGUUGAAUUUGAAGGUUACAGGAUGUGUAUCUGUCACUUACCUUGUCGGCCAGUGAAACCAAACAUUAUUGGAGAACAGAUAUCCAAUAAAAUGGGCGCCCAUUAUCAUUGUAUCAUUUGUUCAGCAACAAUCACCAGAAGAACUGAUAUGCUAGGACAUGUUAGGCGCCAUGUGAAUAAAGGAGAGACUAAAUCCAGGUAUACUGCUGCUUCUACUGCUAAACCAUCUAAUGAAAUUUUGAAAGAGGCAGACACGGAUGUACAAGUUUGUCCCAACUAUUCUAUACCUCAGAAAACAGAUUCCUAUUUUAAUCCCAAAAUGAAACUAAAUCGGCAGCUAAUAUUCUGUACAUUGGCCGCUUUGGCUGAGGAAAGAAAACCUUUGGAAUGUCUAGAUGCCUUUGGAGCCACUGGGAUAAUGGGAUUGCAGUGGGCAAAACAUCUUGGAAAUGCAGUCAAAGUUACAAUCAAUGACUUGAAUGAAAACUCAGUGACAUUAAUUCAGGAAAACUGCCAUUUAAACAAAUUGAAAGUGGUGAUGGACAGUAAAGAAAAGGAAAAGAAUGAUGAUAUUCUUGAAGAAGGAGAAGAAAACCUUGGUAAUAUUAAGGUGACCAAAAUGGAUGCCAAUGUACUGAUGCAUUUGAGAUCUUUUGAUUUCAUACAUCUAGACCCUUUUGGAACAUCAGUGAACUAUCUAGAUUCUGCAUUCAGAAAUAUAAGAAACCUUGGCAUAGUGUCAGUGACUUCUACAGAUAUCAGUUCUUUAUAUGCCAAGGCGCAACAUGUUGCCCGGCGUCACUACGGAUGUAACAUUGUCCGAACUGAGUAUUACAAGGAACUAGCAGCCCGAAUUGUUGUCGCCGCAGUGGCAAGAGCUGCGGCACGAUGCAACAAAGGCAUAGAAGUACUGUUUGCGGUGGCUCUGGAACACUUCGUGUUGGUGGUUGUGAGAGUUCUGAGGGGACCUACUUCAGCAGAUGAAACAGCCAAGAAGAUUCAAUACCUGAUCCAUUGUCAGUGGUGUGAAGAGAGAAUUUUUCAGAAGGAUGGUAAUAUGGUAGAAGAAAACCCAUAUAGACAACUGCCCUGUAACUGUCACGGAAGUAUGCCUGGAAAGACAGCAAUAGAACUUGGACCUCUCUGGUCCAGUUCCCUUUUCAAUACUGGAUUCCUCAAAAGAAUGCUAUUUGAAUCUCUUCACCAUGGCUUAGAUGACAUUCAGACCCUAAUAAAAACAUUAAUCUUUGAAUCAGAGUGUACUCCUCAAAGUCAGUUUUCAGUUCAUGCACCUUCAAAUCUCAGCAAGCAAGAAGAAAAUGGUGUAUUUAUUAAAACUACAGAUGAUACCACAACAGAUAAUUACAUUGCACAAGGAAAGAGAAAAAGUAAUGAAAUGAUUACAACUUUAGCCAAGAAGCAAAAGACUGAUGUCAGUACUGAACAUCCUCCCUUUUAUUAUAACAUCCACAGACACAGCAUUAAAGGAAUGAAUAUGCCAAAGUUAAAGAAGUUUUUGUGUUACCUGUCUCAAGCAGGCUUCCGAGUAAGCCGAACUCAUUUUGACCCAAUGGGCGUUCGUACAGAUGCGCCUCUAAUGCAGUUUAAAUCUAUCCUGUUAAAGUACAGCACGCCCACCUACACUGGAGGACAGUCCGAGGGCCACGUCCAGUCCGCUUCCGAAGAUACAGUAACUGACAGGGUUGAAAUGUCAGUGAAUGACAAAGCAGAAGCAAGUGGCUGCAGAAGAUGGUAAACAGAAAAUUUGUUCUCAGGUGUCUGUGUAGAUAGAUGGCCCAGUCGUUCUCUAUACCAACUCUAGUUCUUUUUCUAUUCUUUCAAUUCAGUGGCAUAAAAAUAAAAAACAGUAUUGUUUUCAUUAAGAAAAUUAGCAGUUUCUAACUUAGCUGGUUUGGGAGCUUUGCUUUUUCAGGUUUUUCUUAUUUUAAAGAAAACUUAAAAUUUUAAUGGAUCCAUUUUAUAUGAAGCCAAGUUUCUGAGAUCACCCUACUGUUAAUUUGGAAAUUUUUCACAUGUGAAGUGUUUGGAAUUUUAUGUACAUUAUGGAAGCCAUCUUUUGCUAUUCUUAAUCACAUCUCUACUUAAACGGAUUCAUGAUGUUUCUUUUUCUGUUUAUAGUGCACAAAGUGAAGGUAAAGCCUUUGACCCAUUAAAAUGACUCUGAAUAAAACAGGAAGAACAGUGUUCUUCCAGGUCACUAAUGUAUUUCACAAUUAUAAAGCUAAAAUGUGUUCCCAUUUUAAGAAAUCAUACUUCUUCCCACAUUGAUCUUUUAUUUCUGGCUUUUGAGAAACUAAAUACUUGCCUAAGAUAGAAAUACAUUUCUUUACAAGUUUAAGGUCUAGAUGACUAAGCUUCAAGAUUUUGUCAAAAUAAAUUUAGACCACUGUUCUAAUAUAAUAAAUAGUUGUUCACAAGCACUGAAACCCUGAAAAAGAAUAAUUCUGUUACAAAUUAAACAGGUUGGGUGAUCUCAGGUACCACCUCGGAUAAUGCACGUACAAUACUCAUUUGCUUGGUUGUACUACCUCUCAGAAGUAAAAUCUGUCACCUUAUGAAGUGAGGGUUUUUUGAUUUGAGGGUUGUUUUUUUUUUGUUUCUUUGGUUUGGUUUUUUGGGUUUUGUGUGUGUGUUUGUAUAAAUUUUUUGUGUAAGUAGCCCAAGCUAACGUAACUAUAAAAAUUAGUUGGAAAAAAAAUCUUGUCUCCAUUAAUUAAUAUCAUUUUUGCUUCAUUUACAUUUAAGAUUUUAGAUGAAA